Nyctereutes procyonoides (raccoon dog) is the source of this 2772-nucleotide messenger RNA. It is a transcript of the gene TICAM1, whose product is annotated as TIR domain containing adaptor molecule 1. NCBI's taxonomy places the organism in Eukaryota, Metazoa, Chordata, Mammalia, Carnivora, Canidae. Gene Ontology annotation, biological process: response to exogenous dsRNA; TRIF-dependent toll-like receptor signaling pathway; positive regulation of canonical NF-kappaB signal transduction. The record is from RefSeq and is a predicted model, not a curated record. The coding region runs from base 341 to 2554 and encodes 737 amino acids. Gene Ontology annotation, molecular function: protein kinase binding. The transcript is spliced from 3 exons.
CUGGGCGCCCCGACCCGCGCCCCGCCACCCGCGGGCAGCCAGGCAGGCCAGGCCGCCCGCGCCGACCGUCGCACCGAGCGGACCCCGGUGGAUCGAUCUCUCAUCCAUUAUCCCGCCCCCCCAACUGGACCGUGAGCUCUGCAAGGACUGAAGACCUGUGUGUCGUGGGCCACAACAGCACCUGCAACAGCUCUUUGCACAUGGUCUGCCGCAGUAUCCCCCAUGGGACUCGGUAUGGUGAGCACUUAGGGGACCCCGAGCAUGCAGGAAGGCAGGUGGCGUGGAACAUGCCUCCACCGCUCAGUGCUUCUGCUGCCGAAGGCCGCACCCACCUGUGCCCAUGGCCUGCGCGGGCCUGUCACUCUCCAGCGCCUUUGACAUUCUAGGUGCUGCAGGCCAGGACAAGCUCUUGCGUCUUAAGCACAAGCUAAAGACCCUGCGCCUGGGCUGCCGGGGGGCAGACCUCCUGCACGCCAUGGUGCUCCUGAAGCUGGGCCGGGAGACGGAGGCCAGGAUCUCCCUGGAAGCGCUGAAGGCGGACGCGGUGGCCCGGCUCGUGGCGCACCAGUGGGCCGGCAUGGAAGGUGCCGAGGCCCCCGAGGAGCCACCAGACUUGUCCUGGGCAGUCGCCCGGGUGUACCACCUGCUUACCGAGGAGAACCUGUGCCCGGCCACGAUGCGGGACCUGGCCUACCAGGCGGCCCUCCGGACCUUCAGCUCCAGGGAUGACCACCGGCUGGCCGAGCUCCAGGGAGAGGCCCGGGACCGGUGUGGGUGGGGCAUCGUCGGGGACCCGGGGAGCUUCCAGCCCCUUCACUCGGAUCUGCAUUGCUUCCCGGCAUCCUCAGUGUCACCCUCAGUCGCCCGCAGCCUUCCAAAGCCCAUAGAGGACCCCUCGGCCUGGAGCCGAGGCCAUUCCCUGAGAUCCACUGGCAGCCCAGCCUCCCUGGCCAGCAACCUGGAAAUCAGCGAGUCGCCCACCAUGCCCUUUCUCAGCCGUCACCGCAGCUGCCCUGAGCCCAGCAAGCUGUGCGACGAGCCCCAGGCCAGCCUGGUGCCCAAGCCUGCCCCCACGGGCUGCCAGGAGCCUGAGGAGGUGAGCUGGCCACCAUCAGAAGAGACUUCCAGCCCCCCACCAGAGGAGACAGCCAGCCCCCCACCGGGGGAGACUUCCAGCCCCCCACCAGAGGAGACGGCCAGCCCCUCACUGGAAGAGACUGCCAGCCCCUCCUCUGGGGAGGUUGCCAGCCCCUCAUCGGGAGAGACUGCCAGCCCUGGGAUGCUACCAAACAGCCCAGUCCCCACGCCGCCUCCUGACGUGGUCCCAGAUGCAAGCCCCAGUGGCCAGCUUGACCCCCCCAAAGCGGGGCAGAUGGGCACCCACUACCCCGUGGAGUGCACUGAAAUGUUGGCAGCCCCCAACUCUCUGUCCUUGCCCUCCGGAAACGCUCGGCCAGUGAAGGACCAGACCCCACUCCCGCUUCCCGUAGAAGACACCGCUUCCCAGUUGCCCAACCCCAGCCCACCUCCUCCCUCAGCCCUGAGGACGUCCCCUCCCUGCCCUUUUCCAUCCACCCCUCCUUCCACUGGCCCGGCCCCCUUGCACCCCUGCCCGCCUUCUCCAAAUUCUCCCGAAUUGGAGUCGGAACAGAAAUUCUAUAACUUUGUGAUCCUGCACGCGGCGGCGGACGAGCACAUCGCCCUGCGGGUCCGGGAGCGGCUGGAGGCCCUGGGCGUCCCCGACGGUGCCACCUUCUGCGAGGACUUCCAGGUGCCCGGGCGGGGCGAGCUGCGCUGCCUGCAGGACGCCAUCAACCACUCGGCCUUCACCAUCCUGCUGCUCACCCCCAACCUCGACUGCCGCCUGGGCCUGCAUCAGGUGAGCCAGUCGCUGAUGAGCAGCCUCACGCGGCACGGGUGGCAAGACUGCGUGGUCCCCUUCCUGCCCCUGGAGAGCUCCCAGGCCCAGCUCAGCCCGGACACGUGCAGCCUGCUCAGCAGCCUGGUGUGGCUGGACGAGCACUCCCGGGUCUUCGCCAGGAGGGUGGCCAACACGUUCAAGGCGCAGCAGCUGCGAGCCCGCAAGGCCCAGUGGAAGAAGGAACAGGACGUCCGGGCCCUGCAGCAGCAGCGCCAGCACCUGGAGGGCGAGCGGCAGCAGGUGGCCUCGCUGAGCGCCGCCUACUCCGCCUACCUCCAGAGCUGCUCGUCGUGGCAGGCGCAGAUGGAGACGCUCCGGGCGGCCUUCGGGAGCCACAUGCCAUUUGGGACUCAGGGGCCCUACGGGGGCCCGGGGCCUCUGGGGGCCCCCCCGCCCCUUCCCUCCUGGUUGGGCCACCAGCCUCCCGCCGCGCCGCCGUGGCUGGCCGGCUCGCCCGCGCCCGCCUUCCCGCCCGCGCCCGCCUUCUCGCCGCCCCCCGCGCCCCCGCAGAGCCCGGGGCUGCAGCCCCUCAUCAUCCACCACGCGCAGAUGGUGCAGCUGGGCCUCAACAACCACAUGUGGAACCAGCGAGGGACCCAGGCGCCCGAGGACGACACGCAAGGAGCAGAGUGACCGAGGACCCGGGGCUUGGGGUCACCCCCCAGCCUCCCCGGGGGGCGGGGGGGAGGGGGAAUCCCAGGGCGGUGACGUCACCCGGAGGACUCGCUGGCGCGCAGGGCGGCCGGGAGCCGAUGCGGCGCUCGCGCGUUCCCAGCUGGGCGGUGGCGGCGGCGAGCGGGCCCGGGGCGUGCGGAGCGUGUUUUAACUGUAAUAAAUAUUUAUUGAGUGUU